Phaedon cochleariae (mustard beetle) is the source of this 2067-nucleotide messenger RNA. Lineage: Eukaryota; Metazoa; Arthropoda; Insecta; Coleoptera; Chrysomelidae. The record is from the annotation of a GenBank genome assembly.
AUGAGCGGCGUCGGUUUCCUGACGAAGCCGUUCACGUCGAGCGUGCGUCGGCGCCGGCGUCGCUGCGAAAAGCUGGAGCACUCGCAGCUGCAGCUGCAGCAGCAGCAGCCCGACGUGGUGCCGCAAUGGGAGAUGGCGGUACCGAUUACGCCCCCCGCCGCCUUCAGGCCGUCCGCCCGCCCGUCAUUCAAAGGAUCAUCGACAGUUAUGGAAUCACCCUGUGAAAGGCGACCUUCAGCUCUCUGCUAUAGCAGACGAACUACUGCGAUUGCAGUACCUACUGCUUCAGCAUAUUUGCCUCAAUUCCUGGGAAAGUUGAUGUGGGCGGUCAUGAAUGCUAUAGCAGUAGUAGGCAGAACGAAGCCGAAGAAAGAAAAGACUGACGGAGCGGCACAAAAUGGCGCUCUAUCUCCCAAUGGGGAGCCGCCCUCGCAGGUCUCCCAGCCGCUUCCCGGCAUGGAGAAUGCGGGUAUGAAGCUGGAAAGGCCGAGCACGCUGGGACACGGGAAGCUCACCAGGCGGCUGCUUUGUUACCACAGCGAACAUUUCGCCGACGGUCAAGGCAACCCUCAGCAGGGCGGCACCCCGCCGCCCCAAGACAAGCACUCACACCCCCACUCCCACCAUCCCCAUCUCCAGCAGCAGCAGCAGCAGCACCACUACCAGCACCACGGGCACGGGCAUGCCGUGCUGCCCCCGCACGUGCCCGGCGGAGGCGGGGCGUACACGCUGUCCGAGCUGCCCGAGCCGCCCAUUCCGGUGUCGGAGAUCGGGCCGAUUCCGCCGCCGCCGAUGUUCAGUUCGCCCAGUCCGGUGCCCAACAGGUUGUCGCCGCCGCCGCCCGACAGGAGCGAGUACGACUAUGACGAUAACGAUGAGGACGAGGACGACGAAUACGACGAUGACGACCAAUUCUACCUGCCGCUGCCCGACCCUGCCAUCGACACGUCGCGCGUCGACGAAAUACCCGCCAAGGAACCGAAGUUCGGCUUGGUGCCGCUCAAAUCGGCGCUGAAGAAGCGGCCGGGCAGCGGCCCGCCCACGCCGCAGGGCACGCCCACUCAGGAGGGGGGAAGGGCGGCGUUUAGUCGGGUGCAACAGGAGUACAACUCCAGUUUCAAUGGACCACGCAAAACGCUCUCAGUACCGAAAAAGUUCGAGCUGGUGCGACGAGUGGAAAACCCUUUAAAAGCUAAAAUUGAGCUAUCAUUCUUUGCUAAAUGUCGAAACUAUGCUGUAUUACCGAAAAGAAACACCGGCAAGCCGGUCCGCUUCGGCCCGGCCACCACCAUCGAGAACAAGGAGAACGCGCGACCGAUGCCCAUACGCGAGGACGACAGCGACUCCGAUUCGGCGGACGGGCCCAUCCUGUACAGGGACGACGGCAGCGGCGGGGGCGGUGGAGGGGACGACAAAACGGCGCUCAAGAUGGCGCGCAAGGAGAGCCUGUCGCUCAAGCUGGCGCUGAGGCCGGACAGGCAGGAGCUGAUCAACAGGAACAUCUUACAAAUCCAGAGCGAAAAUGAAAGGCAGGAGAGCAAAGAAGCCAUCGGGGCCAGGCUGAUUAGGCGGUUAAGCAUGCGACCAACACAGGAAGAGCUAGAGGAGAGGAAUAUACUGAAAAAGCAAAGCCCUGCGGAGGAGAAGAAGCAGAAAGAGGAGAAACGCAACUUUUUGCUGCGCAAGCUCAGCUUCCGGCCCACCGUCGAGGAGCUGAAGGAGAAGAAGAUCAUCCGGUUCAACGAUUACAUCGAGGUGACGCAGGCGCAUGAUUACGACCGCCGGGCUGACAAGCCGUGGACGCGCUUGACGCCCAAAGACAAGGCGGCGAUCAGGAAGGAGCUGAACGAGUUCAAGAGCUCGGAGAUGUCGGUGCACGAGGACAGCCGCCAUUUGACGAGAAUACACAAAGUUAGGACUAAAGUGAUUUACAAACGUAGAAAAAGAAGCAUAGUAGGUGGUGCUAGUCCUCGUCUGAUGAAUUAUUUGGUUUAUAAUGUGAUAGCGCAGAAGAAAAAAAUUCCAGCUAAAUUGCAAGUUUCGGUGGUCUAUUUGGACUUGGCCUAG